Molecule: messenger RNA, 657 nt
Organism: Cladocopium goreaui
Lineage: Eukaryota; Dinophyceae; Suessiales; Symbiodiniaceae
Source: the annotation of a GenBank genome assembly
AUGUUCCUGUACAAAGUCCGCUUUAAGGAGAAGCUUUUCUGUGGCCUGGGAGGGACAGCUUGCAACGCAAGCAUCGGAGAAGGCCAAAUCACGCAGGUCUAUGGCUUCUUUGAUGAAUGCGUGCGAGCCUAUCGUGGCCCACAGGUGUGGAAGCUGUUCACCGAUUCCUUUGACUACUUGCCAGUCACAGCCGUCAUUGAGAACCAAAUUAUUUGCAUGCAUGGAGGAAUCUCUCCUUCAUUGGAUUCCUUGGACAACAUCCGUCAAUUGGAUCGGAUUCAGGAGGUCCCUCAUGAGGGUCCAAUGUGUGACUUGCUUUGGUCAGAUCCAGAUGACCGCUGUGGAUGGGGCAUUUCCCCUAGAGGAGCUGGCUACACCUUUGGUCAGGACAUUUCAGAGCAGUUCAAUCAUGCCAAUGGUCUCAAACUGAUCGCACGAGCCCACCAGCUUGUAAUGGAGGGCUACAACUGGUGUCAUGAUAGGCACGUGGUGACAAUUUUCUCAGCACCAAAUUACUGCUACAGGUGUGGCAAUCAAGCAGCCGUCAUGGAAAUUGAUGAACAUCUGAAGUACACAUUUUUGCAAUUCGACCCGCCUCCCGUGCAGAAGGAGAUUCCAGCCGAGGGAGUGAAGCGCACUCCGGAUUACUUCCUUUGA